AUUCACUCCCAGGGCCACAUAGCCAGCGGCAGCUCUCAGACCAGAUGGCAGGCUUUGUACCAAUUUACAAUCCAGUAGUCCCCUUCCAGAGUGCCAUACUUGGGGGGAUCUCAGAUGGAAAGAGAGUGACAAUCCAAGGACAAGUCCACAGCCAUGCUAAGAGAUGGGCCAUAAACUUUGUCUGUUUCAACAAUGAUGUCGCAUUUCACUUCAACCCUCGUUUUGAUGAACAGGUGCUUGUGUGUAAUACCAUGCAGAGCAAGAACUGGGGCUCUGAAGAGAGGAAGAACCAUAUGCCCUUCCAAAGGAAUGCGUUCUUUGAUAUCUCCAUUGCUGUGGUAGGACAUGCAUUUCAGGUCACAGCGAAUGGGCAGUUCCUGUUAGAAUAUCGCCACCGUGUGUCUUAUCAGACUAUCCAGUCCAUUACAGUUAGCGGUGAUGUCAGCCUCUCCUGUGUCACCUUUCACCCAUCCCCUGCGGAGAUGACUCCUGCACCACCGCCAUACACUCCAUAUGCAGCUCAGCCAAUGUAUGCAGCACCCAUGGUACAAAGUAUGGCUCUUCCAGUGUUUGGGGCGAUGAAGCCACAGAAAGGACCCACGGCUGUGCAUAAUCCGGUGAUGCCUUUUCAAGCUGCUUUCCCAACAAGUUUUGCCAAUAACCAAAGCAUUGUAAUUUCCGGAGCUGUGCAUCAUGGAGCAGACAGAUUCAAUGUCAACCUUCUAAAUAGCAGAACGAGAAAUAUUCAUGUGCAUAUCAAUCCUCGCUUCAAAGAAAGUACAAUAGUAAGGAAUACCCAGGACAGAGGCACUUGGGGUCCCGAAGAGAGGCAGCUCUCAUAUAUGCCAUUCUAUCCAGGACAAAACUUUCAGAUGGAAAUCAGGAACGAAGGAGGAGUCGUGGGUGUCUACUCAAAUGGAACAAAGCUUUUCAACUAUGUUCAUCGCCUACCUUCCAACCAGAUCGACAUGAUGGAAAUCGGUGGAAAUGUCAGCUUGACUUAUGUGCAGUACUGAUCUCAUCUUAAUAAAGAGAAUCUUAAGAGUGUAUUCAAAACACACAGUGGUU
Messenger RNA from Nanorana parkeri, 1068 nucleotides. Its product is annotated as galectin-9-like. Gene Ontology annotation, biological process: negative regulation of CD4-positive, alpha-beta T cell proliferation; negative regulation of type II interferon production; positive regulation of gene expression. The coding region runs from base 45 to 1016 and encodes 323 amino acids. Gene Ontology annotation, cellular component: cytosol; nucleus. The transcript has 11 exons. The record is from RefSeq and is a predicted model, not a curated record. Gene Ontology annotation, molecular function: galactoside binding; carbohydrate binding. Lineage: Eukaryota; Metazoa; Chordata; Amphibia; Anura; Dicroglossidae.